Messenger RNA from Drechmeria coniospora, 864 nucleotides. RefSeq lists its product as uncharacterized. NCBI's taxonomy places the organism in Eukaryota, Fungi, Ascomycota, Sordariomycetes, Hypocreales, Ophiocordycipitaceae. The transcript has a single exon. Bases 1 to 864 code for a protein of 287 amino acids. The record is from RefSeq and is a predicted model, not a curated record.
AUGUAUUCAUCACGGCUCCUGCAACUUUCCAUCUUGGCCCUGUCGCUUCUCGUCGUCGCCCAAGCGGCAUGGCUCGAAGACCUGGCCCAUCUCCGUCCGAGGUCUCUCGUUCGGCGACAGCGAGCCGGUGUUUCCGAUUCGUCCGACACGGACCAGUCCACCGGCUCGUCUCCGGUCGUCAACGUGACCCCUUCCAUCAAGACGUUGACCUCUACCUUGUCGAGUCCCGUCAACAAGCCGUCCUCGUCCGCGGCCGCGGCCGCACCGACAUCCAGCAGGCGGCGAGCCGACGCAACCAGCUCCGAUGCCCCCGCCGAAAACACGUCGCUGCCCACGCCCACUGCUUCGCCGACCACAAGCCCCGACGCCGCGAACCGGAGCCAGAAGACCUCGUCCGAUGCCAGUCCUGCCGCCACCUCGACCAAGGCCGACGAUGAAAACGCGGCGAGCCCGACGCCGACGCCCGUUGUCUCGACCUCGACCUUUGUCGUCACCAAGACCAACAAUGAUGGCUCCCAGACGGUGGAGACGACCCAAAAGCUGACGACGUCGACGCCCGGGCUCAACGCGAGCGACUCGGCCGAGUCGUCGGGCAUGUCGACCAAGACGCGCAACACCGUCAUCGGCGUCGUCGUCGGCGUCGGCGGCGCCGUCGUCCUCGGUGUUCUGGCCCUUGUCGCCUGGAGAAUCUGGGGGCGCAAGAAGCAGUUGGACGAGAACGACGGCCUGAUGGACUUCAACAUCGUGAGCAUGGAGAAGCCGGGCCGUGCAAGCUCUGCCGGACCUCACCAGACUCCCUUCCAGUCCACGUUGGAAAACUACCACCAGCCGACGACGCAGGUCAAUGCAUCUUCCAACUUUUGA